UUACUCUACACGUCCAGUCAAACAGUCAGUCUGACAGCCAUCCAGUUAAGAAACUAUUCCCCUACACACACACACAUAAAUACAUUCAGAUAAACCCGCAAAGUCAAACAUAACAUACAAACAAAUACGGAAAAUCAUUUAGAAAAAAAAAUAAAUUCUGAAAUCGACAGUUGGUUGAGAGAAUUCAUUUGGUGAAGACGCAUUCAAAGAUGUGUCGUCGUCGCAUUUAAGUGGAAGUGAAACAGAAUUAAUGAAAUAAAUUACAAUAAUAAAGAAUAACAUCAACAAAUAAACAAAUAAAUAUUUCAAAUUUUAUGAAAAUAUGAAAUUUCGUUUCGUUUAAUAAAAAAUUAAGUGAAAAAAAAAAAUUCAUUUGGAAAAAUUAAGAAAAGAAUAGUGAUAAAUUGAAAGAUUAAAAAAAAAAAAACAAAUCAUCAACCAUAAUAUAGUUCAAUAGAUCUCACAUUAUCUACACAAAACACUUGCUUCAUUGAUUUCCCCUCCACACCCACAAUGUGCCUUUCAACGCCCACAACCGCCACAGAUACCUCCAACGGUGAUACAAAAUCAGGGACUGCAACAGCAGCAGCAACAGCAACAACGUCAUGUUCGUCAUCUAGUCAAUGUCCAAAUGCCGCAGCGUGUAAUCUUAAACCAAAUCAAACGCCCACACAAUUCGAUUGUAACGGUAAUGAGAAGUCACUCGACAGCAGUAUUAUUCAUCGUAAGACAGCAACCAAAGAUACGGCGACCACCAACGACAACAGCAACACCUCCUCAUCAUUGGGCUAUAGCGAGGAGAAUGCCGUCUAUAAGGAAAUCCAGAAAUCAGCCAAAGAUUCGAAAGAUGCCAUCGCAACAGAAGAAUACAAACCAAAGAUCCGAUGGCCAGAUUUGGGUGCACAACUAUUCCUGCAUUCGGGAGCAGUAUAUGGCCUUUAUUUGUUGUUCUCAGCAAAAUUGUACACAUUUGCAUGGCUAAUCAUAACCAUCUGGAUAUCUGGCAUUGGUAUAACAGCCGGAGCUCAUCGCUUAUGGUCACACAAAUCGUAUAAUGCUUCGCUGCCAUUGCGUAUUGUCUUAAUGUUUUUAUUCACCAUUGCCGGCCAGCGUGAUGCCUACACUUGGGCCCUGGAUCAUAGGAUCCAUCACAAAUUCUCGGAGACUGAAGCGGAUCCCCACAAUGCUAAGCGUGGCUUUUGGUUCUCACAUGUCGGCUGGUUGUUCUUGACACCACACCCUAAAGUAGCGGAGAAGCGUAAAGUUAUUGACAUGUCCGACUUGGAGAAUGAUAAGGUGGUCAUGUUCCAAAAGAAAUGGUAUAUUCCAUUGUUUGCGGUCAUCUCAAUUGGUAUGCCAGUAUUGACACCAUGGUAUUUCUGGGGUGAAACAUUGUGGAAAUCAUUUUGGAUUUGCUUUACUCUGAGAUUUACAUUGACUUUGAAUGCGGCGUUCUUUGUGAACAGUGUGGCCCAUAUGUUUGGAUCGAAACCGUAUGAUAAGAACAUUAGCCCCACCGAAAGUCCCUUCGUAGCAUUUGUAGCUUUAGGCGAGGGCUGGCAUAAUUAUCAUCAUGUAUUUCCCUGGGAUUACAAAACUGGAGAGUUUGGUAGCUAUCGCCUGAAUAUUACAACCGGUUUUAUUGAUUUGUGUGCCAAAUAUGGUUUGGCAUCUGGACGUAAAUCCGUUUCACCCGACAUGGUAAAGCGCAGGGCUCAAAAAUGCGGUGAUGGCAGUCGUUUCUUGACCGAUGAAUUUGCCCACAAAGAUGCGGUAUGGGGCUUUGGCGAUAAGGAUAUACCCAAAGAUGACUUACAAGAAUUGGCAAAAAUGAAAUAAUAAAAUUGAUUUAGUAAAAGAAAAAACUUCAAAUAAACUGUUAAUGGUUUUCA
Musca domestica (house fly) is the source of this 1892-nucleotide messenger RNA. Its product is annotated as acyl-CoA Delta-9 desaturase. Bases 514 to 1839 code for a protein of 441 amino acids. Gene Ontology annotation, cellular component: endoplasmic reticulum membrane. Gene Ontology annotation, molecular function: stearoyl-CoA 9-desaturase activity; iron ion binding. The transcript is spliced from 6 exons. Gene Ontology annotation, biological process: unsaturated fatty acid biosynthetic process. NCBI's taxonomy places the organism in Eukaryota, Metazoa, Arthropoda, Insecta, Diptera, Muscidae. The record is from RefSeq and is a predicted model, not a curated record.